AUGACGUCGAGGCGGUGCCCGGGGGCGACGAGCCUGACGGUGACGGAGGACCGGUUCGGCGUGCUGGAGGACGAGAGGACCGGCGAGCGGCAGGCCGUGCGCCGCUUCGCGCUGGACAGCGGCCGCGGCCUCUCCUUCCAGGUGGUCACGCUCGGCGCCGCCGUGACCGCGCUCUCGCUGCCCGACCGCCGAGGCGCCGUCGAGGACAUCGUGCUCGGCUUUGACAGCCUGCAAGACUAUGUGGAGCACUCGGCGCUGUCGCUGAGCGGCGUGAUGGGCCGCGUGUCGGGGCGCGUGGGCGGCGCCAGCUUCCGCCUCGGGGAGAACAUCCACUUCGUCACCGAGAACGACGGCCACCACCACCGCGACGGCGGGGUCGCCGCCUUCCACAAGGCGCUGUGGGAGGCGAAGAUGCUGGAGGACGGCGUGCUGCUGAGCCACGUGAGCUGGGACGGCGCGGGCGGUUUCCCCGGCGCCGUGCUGGCUGAGGUCUCCUACCGGCUGCCGCGCGACUCGGUGCUGCCGGAGCUGUGGGUCGACAUGACGGCCGUCGCCACCGCGCCCACGCCGCUCGACAUGAGCCUCGCGAUGCCCUUCAAUCUGGCGGGCCACGAUGCUGGAGAGCCUGCGCUGAAGGACCACUUGCUCACGCUGGAUGCAGACCAGUACUUGGCAACCACGCGUGACUUCAUACCCACAGGGCAGCUCUGGUACGUGGGUGGCACUUGCCUGGACUUCCGGAAGCCCGUGUGGCUGGGUCUGGCAAUGGAGCGGCCACCAAUCGGCGGGUUGGAGCACACAUUCUGCCUAACCCCAAUGCCGCCGCAAGAGCGACCACGCUUUGUUGCCAGGCUGGAGCACCCGAUGUCGGGCCGCGCUGUAGAGGUCCGGUCAGACCACUGUGCUGCGCGCGUGUACUCCUUCUGGGACCUGUCGCCUCCGUGGGUGAUGGACCAGGCUGCGGGUACAGGGGACGAUGUCGGCCGGACGGAGCCCGCGCCCGAGGGACACUUCUACAAGGAGAAUCGGGCGUCGGCGGACGAGCUGUUCCCGGACUACGUGGACUUGUAUGCGGGUCCAGAGGAGGAGGAGGAGGGCGCGGGCGACGCGGCCGAGGCCGGCGAGCAGCCGGAGUGUCUGGAGGAGGGCGAACGACCGCCGACGCAGAAGUCUGACGUCAGCUGCCACGUCAGCGCCACCACGCUGCCCGGCCUGGCUGGCAAGGGCGGCAGCUCCUACUACAAGAACGGCGCCAUCAUGAUCACGCCCCAGGGGUACCCCAACGCCGUCAACAAGAUUCCCUUGAAUCUUGCCAAGAAAAUUCUUGAAGACAUGGACUUCCAGUUCAUCAAGCUGUUCUUCAUUGUUUAG
Molecule: messenger RNA, 1371 nt
Organism: Schistocerca americana (American grasshopper)
Lineage: Eukaryota; Metazoa; Arthropoda; Insecta; Orthoptera; Acrididae
Product: galactose mutarotase-like
Exons: 8
Coding region: 1-1371 (456 amino acids)
Biological process (GO): beta-D-galactose catabolic process via UDP-galactose, Leloir pathway; glucose metabolic process
Molecular function (GO): aldose 1-epimerase activity; carbohydrate binding
Source: RefSeq, a predicted model, not a curated record